AUGCUUUUCCUGAUGGCAGACAAGAUGGCGGAAGUGGAGCAGAAGAAGAAGCGAACCUUCCGGAAGUUCACCUACCGCGGCGUGGACCUGGAUCAGCUGCUGGACAUGUCCUACGAACAGCUCAUGCAGUUGUACAGCGCUCGGCAGCGUCGGCGACUCAACAGGGGUCUGCGGCGCAAACAGCAUUCCCUCCUGAAGCGUCUGAGGAAGGCCAAGAAGGAGGCGCCCCCCAUGGAAAAGCCAGAGGUAGUAAAGACACACCUUCGAGACAUGAUCAUCCUGCCUGAGAUGGUGGGAAGUAUGGUGGGCGUCUAUAACGGCAAGACCUUCAAUCAGGUAGAAAUUAAGCCUGAGAUGAUCGGCCACUACCUGGGUGAAUUCUCUAUCACCUACAAGCCUGUGAAACAUGGCCGGCCGGGUAUUGGAGCCACUCACUCCUCACGUUUCAUCCCUCUCAAGUAACCCGGAUCCUAACAAUAAAAACACAAAGGUUCUUAAAAAAAAAAAAAA
Trichosurus vulpecula (common brushtail) is the source of this 510-nucleotide messenger RNA. RefSeq names its product 40S ribosomal protein S15-like. Bases 1 to 462 code for a protein of 153 amino acids. Gene Ontology annotation, biological process: ribosomal small subunit assembly; translation. Gene Ontology annotation, molecular function: structural constituent of ribosome; RNA binding. Gene Ontology annotation, cellular component: cytosolic small ribosomal subunit; ribosome. The transcript has a single exon. The record is from RefSeq and is a predicted model, not a curated record. Lineage: Eukaryota; Metazoa; Chordata; Mammalia; Diprotodontia; Phalangeridae.